UCUCGCGAUACUCAGGCGGUCACUGCCUGAUAGGAAUAAUGGCCGCCUUCGUAGCAAUGGUUGGAACGGGGAACAACACAAGAAGCAUAUCAGAGCGUUUUAGCUGACCAGGAAGAGCGUAAGUUACCGGGCACCCCCUCCUACCCGGGUUUCAGAACGGAUGGGUAGAGGGGGUCUUGCCAAAGGACACAAGAAACGAAAGAGACUCGGUGGGAAGGGGAGGAAAGCUAACGCUACCUUGAUAGCUAGCGCUAGCUGGCUAUCAACACGGUUGUCACUGCCGGGGAACAAACCCGAGUAGCCGUGACAACUGUGUCUUGGGAGGGUUGGAGGAUAACGGCGACUAAACGCUGGAGCGUGUGAUCAAACAACCGGAUUGUCGCUAAUAUGAGUGGACCGGGGCAGGACAGCGAGCCAGAGGCGAAAGUCCUUCUCAUCAAGCGGCUUUACAGAGCUGUGGUAGAGUCUGUACACAAGCUGGAUGUCAUCAUCGGCAGCAAAGCAUCUUACAGAGAGGUCUUCAAGCCGGAGAACAUCAGCCUUCGCAACAAGCUGAGGGAGCUUUGUGUGAAGCUGAUGUUUCUCCACCCGGUCGACUAUGGCCGGAAGGCUGAGGAGCUGCUCUGGAGGAAGGUUUACUAUGAGGUCAUCCAGGUUAUCAAGACCAACAAGAAGCACAUCCACAGUCGCAGCGCUCUGGAGUGUGCCUACCGCACACACCUGAUCGCUGGAGUGGGUUUCUAUCAACACCUGCUGCUCUACAUCCAGUCCCAUUACCAGCUGGAGCUGCAAGACUGCAUUGACUGGACCCACGUCACAGACCCGCUGAUAGGCCGAAAGAAACCAGUGUCAGCCACCCCCAAGGAGAUGGAGUGGGCACAGAUGGCCUGUCAUCGCUGUCUGGUCUACCUUGGAGAUCUAGCCCGUUACCAGAAUGAACUUGCUGGAGUGGAGGCUGAACAGCUGGCAGAAAGGUUUUACCACCAGGCCCUGUCAGUCAUGCCACAUGUGGGAAUGCCCUUUAACCAACUUGGCACACUGGCAGGGAGUAAGUUCUACAAUGUUGAAGCAACCUACUACUACCUACGCUGCAUCCAAUCAGAAUCCCCCUUUGAGGGCGCCUAUGGCAACCUGAAGCGCCUGUUUGACAAAGCUGCCAAGAUGUACCACCAAGUAAAGAAGCAGGAAAUGAAGAAGCUGUCUCCAUCUCGGCAAAGAUCAAAAGACAUUAAGCGCCUCCUGGUGAGCUUCAUGUACCUUCAGAGCCUGCUGCAGCCCAAAAACAGUCUGAUGGAAACAGAGCUGACGUCACUCUGCCAGUCGGUGCUGGAGGACUUCAACCUGGUGCUGUUCUACCUGCCGCCUCCAACGCACAGUGGUGCUCACCACUCCCCCAGCGAGGAAGAGGAGGAGCAGCAGCAGCAGCAGCAACAGCAGCAUGGCGACAGCUCCUGCCCUGUGCUGCCAGACACCCUCGUCUUCAAGAUGGUGGUCACUUGUCUGAUGGUGGUGCACAGCCUGAAGAGGGGAGGAUCGAAGCAGUACAGUGCAUCCAUUGCUUUUACUCUGGCCCUUUUCUCCCACCUGGUGAACCACGUGAACAUUCGGCUGCAGGCUGAACUGGAGGAAACGGAGAGCCAGGUGCCCCCACUUCAAACUGAUGCCACAGAUGACCUGGAGAUGAGGGAUUUGUCUGCUCCACAGACAGAUCACUCAGACGAGAGGCCUCUGCAGAAUGGCUCCUUUGAGCAAGAAGAUGACGAGGAGGAGGAGGCAAAGGAUGAGGAUGGCUGUGAAAGGGUUGGUGUCAAAAAGCAUAGCAGUGUGGAAGAGCAGCGCAAGCUGGAGGAGGACAAACAGAGGCAGAAGAAGAAGUAUACCCGCCUCUCACGACUCCGCCGACGCCGCUGUGCCCGCAAGGAUGGUCGAGGUGAGGACGAGAGCGACUUAAGCGAAGGCUUUGAGAGCGAAGAAGAUGAAGAUGAUGAUGAAGAGAAGAGGGGCCGUGCUGAUUCAACAGGUGCCACCACAACAGGAACCUCCCUCAAUCCUUCCUCGAUCAGGAAGGAGACUAAGAGAGACCCACUGGGUGAGGAGGGCAGCUGGGGGAGUGGCUCAGAGGAAGAGGAGGAGGAAGGAGGAACGGCGUUUGAUGUAGAGACAGACUCAGACAUGAACAGCCAGGAGUCUCGCUCAGAUUUGGAAGAUAUGGAGGACACAGAGAACUCCGACAACUUGGAGGGUCAGGCCCGGGAGCACCAGGAGGAAGAGGAAGAUGAAGACCAACCCAAAGAAGAAGGAGGUGACAGGGACGGUGAUACCCCUCCCACCACCAAUGGGCCCCUCAUGCCCAACGACUCAAGCAUCAGCAGUAACCUCCAGGCCAUGUCCUCUCAACUCUUCCAGGCCAAGCGCUGCUUCCGUCUGGCACCGACCUUCAGUAACAUGCUGUUGAGGCCUCAAGCCUCAUCUUCCUCGGGUAUUCCCACCCCUACUGACACUUCUGCUCCCCCCUCCCAAGAGACUCCUCCUCCUCCUCCUGGGGACUCACCUUGUGACAUGAACCCUGGUACUGCCAACGGAACCAAUGAACAUGACUUGGACUCUGAUUCAGAAGGCAGCCAACACAGCACUCAGUCAGUGCAUAGUGAGAAAACCCUCUUAGAGAAGCUGGAGAUCCUGACCAAUCAGGGGUUGAUCCAAGUGGUGAAGGUCUUUGUUGACUGGCUAAGGACCAACACUGAUAUUAUCCUCAUGUGCGCUCAGAGUUCUCAAAGUCUGUGGAACCGACUGUCUGUGCUGCUCAACCUGCUACCAGAUGGCAGCAAGAUGCUCGAGGCUGAACUUGGUCUGAACGCAGAAGUGACAGAGCUGUUAAAUGAGUGUGAGCAGCCUGGUUUGGUCCAGAGUCUGCUGCUACCUGAGGACUUGGCUCUGCGACACCUGCCUGCUCUCAGCGUAGCUCACCGCCGCCUUGAUUUUACUCACCGCAACCCCUCCCUCAGCCCCCUACAGGAGUGUGUGGUACGAGUGUGUUGCAUUCGCAGUUUUGGCCACUUCCUAACAAAGCUCCAGGGCAAUGUGCUGCACUUCAACCCGGAGGCGGGCAUCUUCACCAGCAUCAGCCAGUCCGAACAGGACAAUCUGUUGCAGCAGGCCAAGGCCCAGUUCCGAAUGGCUGAGGAGGAGGCUCGUCGAAAUCGCUUAAUGAGGGAUAUGGCCCAGCUUCGACUGCAGUUGGAGGUGUCGCAGCUAGAGGGCAGCCUCCAGCAGCCCAAGGCCCAGUCGUCCAUGUCUCCCUACCUGGUGCCAGACACAGCUGCUCUCUGCCAGCAUCUGAACCUCAUCCGACAGCUGGCUGGCAGCGGCUGCUUCAUCAUCAUCAUCCCACGGACAGUUAUCGAUGGACUUGACAGAUUGAAGAAGGAAAAUGCCGGUGCGAGGGAUGGCAUCCGUUUCCUGGAGUCUGAAUUUCGCAAAGGCAACAGGUACAUACGCUGCCAGAAGGAGUCGGGACGAAGUUUUGAGAGAGAUAAACUGAAAAGGCAGGACAUCGAAGCCUGGCAUCUAUACAAGAUGGUGGAUAGUUGUCGUCAGUUAACAGUCUCCCAGAACAACGGAGACGAAGAUACAGCCGGCAUGGUGACCAUUCUUACGGGUCAUCAAGUGGAAGAGCUUUGCACUCGGUCAGCAGCAAUGAAGGCGGCGAUGCAGGCGGCAAGCUCGGCGGGCAUGGAGCUGAAGAACAUUGUGGAGUUCUACCGGCAGUGGAAGGAGAUCGGCUGAGAGGUCAAAAGGGGGGCAGCUGUCGGUGCUGCGAACAGCUGAUCGAUCACAACACUCGCUCCCUCUCUCUCUCUCCCACUCUUUUGCUCUGUGUGUAUCUGCGUCUCCAAAGGCAAAAAAACAACUCAAAAGAAAGCUGGAUCGAAGGAAAGGAGUUAAAGCUUAGAGGGCUGGAAAAGUAAAUACAGUGGAGUAAAAAAAUAAAAAUAAAGAGAAAUGUGGGCGAAAUGGCGCUAUAAGAAACAGCAGAUCUCCCCCUCCCAAUCCUAAACAUAAAGAGUGACCCCUAGUGGUCAGGGUGAGGAAAUGUUGGGGGGGACGCUACACAACUUUUAAGUGCCCCUGGUUCACACCCUAACCAGGAAUACACUGUAUAUGUUAGCAAACGAGUACAUACGUGUCGAGAGAGAAACCGCGCACACACACACAUAAAUACACUCACGCUCAGAUGAAUCCAUAUAGAUAUUUAGAGCAGUGGAUUUCUGUUCCCUCCUCCCCUUUCCCCUUCAGUCUGUAUUUGAGAAACAGGGUCAAGAAUGUGCGAGUCUGGUAGGGCUGCGUUUUGUAAAGUCGAGGGUGUAUGAAGACAGCUUUGAGAUAGAGAAAACUCUCUGUCCACCUGACACCCGAGACUUCCAGCCUUCAGAAACAAACCAGGGGUCUCGUAGCUCACUGGCCUCUAGGAAAGGUUGAGGAAGACACAUGUACACUUCUUCGGGAUCGGUUUCUUUCCUAUGUGGCUUUUGUUUUGUUUUCAUUAUUUGCGGUGUACUUUUGUGACCAGUGACUUAUGUAUUGUGCUAUCUCUGUAUGAGAACAGAAAAGGAAAAAAAAACAUGACAGGUGUUGCCCUGUUAAAAGUUUUAAUUUGGAUUUUAUUUUUGUACCCAAAUCAUGUUGUUUAUUUUGCUUUUUGUAAGCUAAAUCUGAAUGAUAUAUGCAAGAAUGUUUAAGGGAAAGGGAAAGGGAAAGGGUUGCUGUCGUCUGUUCUGAGGAAGGAAAAAACAACUGAAUUUAUUUAACAAGGUGUCAUGUUAGAGGGAAGAGAGAGGGAGAAGCUGAUUAGCUUCAUCUUGUAGCUAGUAAUUAACGAGUCAGAAGAGAGAGGGGUGGCUGGCUUUCCCUGAGGAAUGUGGGUUGUGUUUGGACCCCUGUAAACUCCUAAAACGUAUCCCAUCUACAUCACCAUUUCCAUAGUGACUGUCCCAUCAUGCACAGUGCAAAAAAAAACCAGUAUAUGUGUGUGGCCAUGCAUUGAACAAUAAAAAGAAACUCAUAAGA
Messenger RNA from Lates calcarifer (barramundi perch), 5067 nucleotides. It is a transcript of the gene smg5, whose product is annotated as SMG5 nonsense mediated mRNA decay factor. NCBI's taxonomy places the organism in Eukaryota, Metazoa, Chordata, Actinopteri, Centropomidae. Gene Ontology annotation, cellular component: telomerase holoenzyme complex. The transcript is spliced from 22 exons. Gene Ontology annotation, molecular function: telomerase RNA binding; telomeric repeat DNA binding; protein binding. Gene Ontology annotation, biological process: nuclear-transcribed mRNA catabolic process, nonsense-mediated decay. The record is from RefSeq and is a predicted model, not a curated record. The coding region runs from base 388 to 3786 and encodes 1132 amino acids.